CUCUACGCAAGGCAUUUUGCAAGAGAAAUGUUUUAAGUAACUUUUAGCAUAUCGUUUUCUUGUUUUACCGUAGAAGUAGUUUAAUCGCAUUGGCAUCGAAACAAGUGUGCUUGGAUCCAAUCACCUUGCCAGCAUUCAGUAACGCAUGACGGGUUUCUCUGCGAAAACGAUUACGUGGAUUGUUGCACUUGUAUUAUAGUUGUUUACACUUUGGCCGUGCCAAAAUGUCUUCCCCGUUUAGUUCGUCGUCCGAGUAUAACAGUGCCCUGGACCAGACCUUAAAUUCAACCAUGCUGAAUACUUCUGAAAGUGAUAUGGAAAAUUUGAACCGAACCGGCGACUCGAGCGAUACUCUGCGGGUUAAGCAAAGCAAAUCUGUGAAAGACUCGACGCGACAACUGUUGGAUAGUUUGCGCAACAACAACCUCAACCAGGCCACCGGAAUCGACAGUAUCGGAGAUAAUACGAGCGCCCUCAACAGCACUGCCAGCACGCUCAGUCUUGACUUGAGUGGCUCGGACUUAGGCCAAAAUGUCACACUGUCUUUCGUAAGCUCUUCGGAAGAAGAUGAUGAGCAGAAGGUAGGCACACCGCGUGCACCGGACGUGAGCAUUAAUAUGUCUCAAUCGCCCGACACGUCGACGGUAACGACGGGUGGCGAAAAGGAUUCUCGUGAUACAACGGCCAACGUAUCGCUACUGCCGAUAGAAAGUACCGCUUCCACAAUACCAGUAUACGGCACAUUGGAAGAGUUUGAUCGUCACCUCCCGGAGACGGUCACAGUUCUAACGACGCCUGACGGGGCCAAGGUGUAUCUGGUGGGCACGGCGCACUUCAGCGAAAGCUCGCAGCGAGAUGUGUCGUUCGUGAUGCGCAACGUACAACCGAAUGUGGUUAUGCUAGAGCUGUGUCCAUCGCGGGUGCACAUCCUCCGGCAUGACGAGCAGACACUGCUGGAGGAGGCGAAGAACAUGAACUUAGCCAAAAUGCGCACCAUAAUUCAGACAAACGGUUCCAUCAACGGAUUGUUCUACAUUCUUCUGCUAAGCAUGAAUGCUAAGUUCACCAAGAAACUAGGCAUGGCACCAGGCGGCGAGUUCCGGUGCGCUGUGAAGGAAGCGCAGAAAAUACCUAAUUGCAUCAUCCAACUAGGCGAUCGGCAAAUCAAGGUGACUCUGCAGCGGGCACUACGUGGACUUUCGGUAUGGCAGACGGUGAAGCUCAUUCCGAAAUUGCUCUUCAUGGACGACAUCACCCCGGAGGAGGUAGAACAGUGCAAGAAAAAAGACUUGCUGGAAGAGAUCAUGCUCGAGAUGGCCGAAGAGUUCCCGGCGUUCGGUCGCGUCUUCAUCGACGAGCGCGAUCGUUACCUUUGCCACUCGCUGCAAAUGGCCGCUCUGCCAAUUAAGCAUUCGGAUGGAACCGAGCAGCCGGUGCGCGUGGUCGCUGUUGUCGGCAUUGGACAUGCAGCCGGUAUUGCCAAACACUGGGGCAAAGUGAGCACCGAAAGCAUCCAAUCAAUUGCUUGUAUCCCUCCAGCCAGUUUGGGACAACGAAUGCUAAAGUAUACCAUCAAAUACGGACUGCUUGGAGUUACCGCGUACGGUGUGUAUCGAUUUGCUCGAUCCCGAUUGGCGUGAUUGCUUGCGUCUCCCGCACUUUAUUGCUUUUCGCGAGAGCGAUUGCUAUUUUGUCUACGAUGAGUUGAGUUUUGCGGAUUUGCAGAAUAAUCAAAAUAUACAUAUAUAGAUUUACGACGACGUUACCGUUAUAUGGGCGGAUAGGGAAGGGUUUACACUUUGACAACCAGCACAAAACUCCACGUAUCAUUCCAUAUGGAACCGAACACAUCUAGUGAUUGUAGAAUGGAGAAAAACAGUAAGCCGCAUGGCGCAAUGACCGAAUGAGCUAAUAAAUAUAGUACCCAAUUGCGCGUCUGCGUAUCAAG
Messenger RNA from Anopheles cruzii, 1948 nucleotides. Its product is annotated as traB domain-containing protein. The transcript has 2 exons. Lineage: Eukaryota; Metazoa; Arthropoda; Insecta; Diptera; Culicidae. Bases 225 to 1640 code for a protein of 471 amino acids. The record is from RefSeq and is a predicted model, not a curated record.